GUGAGUGGCGGCGGGAUGGAGGCGCUGUGGGCUCUGCUGGACGAGGUGGCCCUGGAGGGUCUGGAUGGGAUCACGCUGGACACUUUAUGGCACCGGCUGAGCAGCCGCGUCCCGCCCUUCCCGCUGGCCCUGGAGCCCGCCACGCAGCAGCUCCUGUGGGCUGCGCUGAGCGCCCAGCCCGGCCUCAGCUUCUACCUGUUACCGCGGGAGCGGCCCCCUCUCCGCCUGCACGAUCGGUAUGAAGAAAUAGAUCUUGAAACAGGAAUACUGGAAACAAAAAGAGAUCCUGUCCCUCUAGAUGAUAUUUAUCCUGUCCAUAUGAUUUUGGAUAAUAAGGAUGGCAUUCAGGGUUCAUGCCAAUAUUUUAAGGAGAGACUAAAUUAUACUGAUCAAAUUAGGACAAAGGAUUUGCAGCCUUGUUAUGCCUAUACAGAAGCCUAUGAAAAGUGGGGGGAGAAACUAGUCAUCGUUGCUUCACAGAUUCUGCGCUACAGGGCUUUAAUUGGCUGGGAGGGGGAUCCAGACUUAAAACUCCCAGACUUCUCCUACUGCAUUUUGGAGCGAUUAGGUCGUGCUAGAUGGCAAGGGGAACUUCAGAGAGACCUUCACAGUGGGGCUUUCAAGGUGGAUGCUGGUAAAAUGCAUUAUCACAGAAGAGUAUUAGACAGAAAUGGUCUCAUUUCAAUGCAGUCCCAUGUCAUAAGACUACCAAGUGGAGCCCAGCAGCACUCCAUUCUUCUGCUUUUGAACCGCUUUCAUGUUGACAGGAGGAGUAAAUAUGAUAUCCUUAUGGAGAAGCUCUCAGGUAUGCUGAGCACUCGACCAAACAAAAUGGAAACAUUGGGGAAUCUGAGGGAAGAACUGGGUCUCUGUGAAAGAACAUUCAAACGUCUGUAUCAAUAUAUGAUGAAUGCUGGCCUGGCCAAAGUAUUAUCUACCCCGUUACAGGACUUGCACCCUGAUGGUGGACCCUAUAAAACAAAGAAAGGGACUGAUGUCAUGGUCCGAUGCCUCAAACUGGUGAAGGAAUUUCGAAAGAAAGUGGAUGAUUACCAUGAUGAUGAGGAGGAAGAGAUGAUCACAAAAACUGUCCAGCCUGUAGAUAUUGUUUAUGAGCGGGAUAUGCUUACGCAGGCUUAUGAGCUAAUUGAAAGUAGGGGAACCAAAGGAAUUUCUCAGGCGGAAAUUCGGUCGGCUAUGAAUGUGGGGAAGCUAGAAGCACGGAUGCUUUGUCGUCUUCUAGAGAGAUACAAAGUUGUCAAGGGAUUUAUGGAAGAUGAAGGUCGGCAACGAACAACAAAGUAUAUUUCACACGUUUUUGCAGAAGAGAGUGAUUUAAGCCGUCAGUUUGAGAGGGAGAAGGCCCGGAGUGAACAGUUAGCGACAGUUAGCUUGGCUCUAGUGCAUGAAGACUCCCUGCCUGAGGAAGAUCUGUCUCCUGUAGAAGAAGACACUUUCCUCUCAGAAUCAGAUAAUGAGGAAGAGAUGAAAUACAACAAGAAACGAGAAAAGGGAGUGAAGGCCAACUCAGAUUCACUGCUGAAAUUCAGUUUCCGAGAUGGUCCACAUCAGUCAACGCCAGCUAAAGGCUGCAAGUUCCAAGCCAUGAAGAAGCUGCCUUCCCCCCGCCUUCUUGAAGAUCCCGAUGAGCUCCCUGAUGGAUUUGCAGAGGAGGAUUCUAGUUUGGACACUAUAAAGCAGGACUCUAAUCUCUCUCUAGGCACUCAUUCCAUAGAUGAAGAUGGGGAUAUGGCUGUAAUUGAGGAGGUCAGGCUUGAGGACCCCAAGAAGAACGCUGAGCAAAAGAAGGAAAAGCGCUCCAGAACCACUGCAGUGGAGAGAUCUCAUGAAACAUACCGGCUACUGAAGCGCCGAAAUCUCAUCGUAGAAGCUGUCCGAAACCUCCGCUUAAUCGAAAGCUUGUUCACGCUUCAGAAAAUGAUCAUGGAUCAGGAAAAGCAAGAAGGUGUUUCCACUAAAUGCUGUAAGAAGUCCAUUGUUCGACUGGUACACAAGCUUUCCCAAGAAGGGCUCCUCAGACUCUACCGCACAACAGUCAUUCAAGAUGGCAUUAGCAAAAAGGUAGAGUUUGUAGUUCACCCUUCGGUGAAUCCUAAUGACCCCCUGGUAAAAAGUGCCAUUGAGCAAGUGCGCUUCCGGAUCUCCAACUCAAGCACAGCAAACAGGAUUAAAGUUCCCCAGACACCAACACCCCAAGAGCAUUUAGAAGAAGAUAGUCUGGGGCAAGAGACUGCUGCUGUAUCAGGGGAAAUGCAAGGAACCUCUCCCUCUAACGCUGAAAAUAAUGGCCGGGCAAGGAAAACUGAUGAGAAAAUGGGCAUAAUGCAGCUAAAAAAUUAUCACCCUGUUACAGUUCCAGGACUUGGGCGUUCUCUUGGCUUUCUUCCCAAAAUGCCUCGGUUAAGAAUGGUCCACAUUUUCCUCUGGUACCUAGUUUACGGACAUCCUUUAAAUGGGCAGCAACAGAAAGCAUGCUAUGAUGGUGAGAAAAGAGGCAGCCCACAGAUACUGGACACAAACACUGCUGUACCUGAAACCCAUCCAGGUGCAUCAGGAGAUGAGGAGGAGGGUGCACCAGAAACUACGUGCAUGGGGAAUCAUGAAGUCCCUGCACAGGAGUCUGAGGUAGAUCUGUGUAACGAGACAGUGUAUGUGGAUGAUAUUUCGUGGAUGCGCUACGUCCCUCCUCUCCCAGUACACAGGGAAUUUGGGUAUGGCUGGGCUCUUGUUAGUGACAUUCUUCUUUGCCUACCUCUCUCCAUAUUUAUCCAGAUAGUGCAAGUCAGCCACAAGGUGGAUGGUCUUGAGGAUUUUUUAAACAAUCCUCUAAAAAAACACACACUGAUCAGAUGUCUUCCGAGGUCAGUCCGACAGCAGCUUCUUUAUAAGAGGAGAUACAUCUAUUCAGUGGUGGAAAACCUGCAGAGGUUAUGUUGCCUGGGGCUACUACAGUUUGGCCCAACUGAGAAAUUCCAAGAUAAAGAUCAGGUAUUCGUCUAUACGAAGAGAAAUGCAGUGAUUGUUGAUACUACUAUCUGUGACCCUCACUAUAACUUGGCUCAAAGCAGUCGCCCAUUUGAGAGACGUUUGUAUGUUUUGAACACUAUGCAGGACGUAGAAAACUUUUGGUUUGAUUUGCAGUGUGUCUGCCUUAAUACUCCAUUAGGAGUUGUCCGCCAUCCUCGUGCAAAAAGAAGUAAUCUUCAGGGUGAGGAGACCGGCAACACAUUGGAUGUGCAGAUGGAACAAGAGUCAGCAGUGGAUAAACACAAUCUUGAACGAAAGUGUGCAAUGGAGAAAUACACCUCGUAUGAAAGUGCCGUUCCUGAAAAUGGACUUACAGUGAGACUCCAGACUUUCUUAACAAAACACCCCCUUCCACUCAGUACUGGAGGUAAUAAAAUAAACAUUUUGCGAGAUGCAAGGGAAGGCGCGAAGUCCCCUGUGCAGAAGGAAGAAUGUAUUGAGAUUGAUAAAGAAGCAACGCAGAAUAGAACCAAGAGAGUGAGGGGUGGAAAAAGCCAGAAACGUAAGAGGCUUAAGAAAGACACUGGGAAGAAGCCAAAGAAGAAAAAGAGAGAGGAGUCUGUAGAAAAAAAUAAAAAGCUGCGCUACCAUGAUGAGGCUGACCAGAGCGCCCUGCUGAGAAUGACGCGCCUACGUGUCACCUGGACUGUGCAAGAAGACAGCCUGCUCAUGCUAUGUCGGAUCGCCAGUAAUGUGCUAAACACAAAGGUGAAAGGACCGUUUGUUCCAUGGCAGGUUGUCCGAGAUAUCAUGCAUGCCAGCUUUGAAGAAUCUUUAGAUAAAACUUCUCAUUCUGUUGGACGAAGAGCUCGCUACAUUGUCAAAAAUCCACAAACCUAUCUUAAUUAUAAAGUUUGCCUUGCUGAAGUUUACCAAGAUAAAGCUCUUAUUGAGGAUUUCAUGAAGAGGGAAGAUAACUACCAAGACCCACAGGUGUGUGCAAAAGAGUUUAAAGACUUUGUGGAGAGACUUAAAGAGAAAUUCAGUUCAACCCUAGGGAAUCCCAAACUUGAAAUUCCAGAUACAUUGCAGGAGCUGUAUUGCAGGUUCAGAGUUUUGGCCAUCGGAGAUGAAGCAAAUCAAAGCAUCAAACAGGAUGCUCUCAACAGUAUCUAUGAUAUUCACUUCCUAGUGCUCCAGAACCUGAUUCAGAGUACUUUGGCACUCUCAGAUAAUCAAAUGAAGUCCUGCCAGUCAUUUCAGACCUUUCGGCUGUACCGUGAGUACAAGGAUGACAUUCUUGUGAAGGCUUUCUUAGAAUGUCAGAAGAGAAGUUUGGUCAAUCGCCGUCGGGUUAACCAUACCCUGGGUCCAAAGAAAAGCCGGGCUUUGCCCUUUGUGCCUAUGUCAUAUCAACUAUCUCAAAGCUACUACAGAGUCUUCACAUGGCGGUUUCCCAGUACAAUUUGUACAGAAUCCUUCCAGUUCCUAGAGAAGCUCAAGGAAGCUGGAAAAUCAGAUGAACCCGAUAGCUUUUCAUUCAAGGAUCAAGAAGCCAAAGAUUCAGCAGGCAUGCUAACUUUUCCUAUGGAUGGCCCCGGAGGUCAUUGUGUAGCAAUUCUUUCCCUGUUCUCCCUGGGUCUUAUUUCUGUGGAUGUGAGGAUCCCAGACCAAAUAAUCGUGGUGGACAGCACUAUGGUGGAGAAUGAAGUCAUCAAAAGUUUGGGAAAAGAUGGUCUUGAGGAUGACUAUGAUGAAGAUGAUGACUUGGAUGAGAGCUCUGGAAACAAACGGAGAAUAGAGGUAAAAGCUCGUCAAGCAUCUCAUACCAAUUACUUACUCAUGAGAGGGUACUAUGCACCAGGAAUCGUCAGCACACGCAAUCUGAACCCCAACGACAAUAUCGUGGUCAAUUCUUGCCAAGUGAAGAUCAAGCUGAGAUGUGCCCCAAUGCCAGGGAGGCUCAGUACCUCAGUUCCUUCUGUGGUUGAUAACAUGGCUGUAGGAAUCUCGUGCCUCCCUGAUGCUUUUACCAGGCUGCUAAAAGUCCAGGAAGCGACUUAUGACGUAGAUCAGUUUGUCCUCCAGUGUACAGAGUGUUAUGGGUAUAGCUCCAAAGAUGUAUCUGCUGUCCUGGAGAUCCAUAAUGCUAUUGAGGCAUCCUCUUCCUUCGGGAUUGACAAGGCAGAACUGGGCAAACAGUUCCACUGCUAUGAAGAAGCUGACACCGAACGCACCAGGAGUUUACAGCAGUAUAUUCAGGACCUCCUUAAGAUGGAACAGGUGUUAGAAGUGGGAGGGAACACUGUACGAUUGGUUGCAAUGACAUUUGCCAAACCCUGGCUGUUGUAUUCAGUCUGUCUGAAGAAUAAAGUUGGUGGUGCUGGUCUGCAGGGCAAAGACUCCGUCACUCACUUGGAUUUACAACAGAACUCUCAGCAGCCAGAGCCAAAGAGAGGGAUGGCAUCUUCAAGGGAAGAGGGACAGCCUGGCAAAGUCUUAACACCUGUUGUCAGUGAUGAAGGACCCCCAAGGAAAAGAUUCAAGACUCAACAUGGUGGGCUUCAAGAUGGCACUGAAUUCCAUCAGGACAUAAAGAGCUGUUCAGAAGGAGCAACUGAAGCAGCCCCUGAUGCAAGUUUAACUGAGCCCACGCAGGUGAAAGGGGUGUUAGUUGCACAUGAAGGAAUGGGUCCUUUCAGAGGGCAGACAGGACACUAUGUGCAACAUCCUGUGCACGGACCAGAAUCUGUCACUGGUAAAGAUAAAGAGCAAGAUAAAGCCAAUUCUGAAGAACAAGAGACUGCAGUAGAUGAUAGUGUUGCAGCUAAUGAGGAGGAAAGGCAGAUGCCUAGCUUUGAACAUACAGCCAGAGAUACAGCUUUGAACAUGUCGCUUGAUGAUGCAUCUCACCCACGGGAAAGUUCUGAAGUCUCUAAAGAAGAUUCUUUGACAAAUCUACCCCAGGCAGUACGGGAAAGGGCCUGUGAAAAUGUCUGUUUCAUUGGGAGACCGUGGCGAAUCGUGGACGGGAAUCUGAAUAAACCAGUGUGUAAGGGAAUGAUGGAAGCUGUGCUCUAUCACAUCAUGACAAAGCCCGGCAUAACGGAAACCACUUUGCUGCAACAUUAUGUGGGGGUUCUUCAGUCUGUUUCUGUCUUGGAGAUACUACAGGGCCUGGAAGCCCUUGGCUGCAUCAGAAGAUUCUGCAUGAAAAAGCCCUCGGCAAUAUCUCUCUUCUCUCGGCCUGUUCCUGAAGAAGAGCUAACCGACUCCAAACUGAGUGAGACUCCAACAAUAUUUUAUGAGCCUACCAUAGACUGUACUCUGAGAAUGGGCAGAGUGUUCCCGUACGAAGGCAACUGGAAUAAAUGGGUGCAGAUGAUCCAUGUAUGAGAGAUGGCAUGGUGCGUCAUACUUGUCCAGCCUGCGUUGGUGAAUGCUAAUGGAGGUGAAACUUCUGGUGUGUCCCGUAACUUGUGCUCUGCUUGUC
Messenger RNA from Terrapene triunguis (Three-toed box turtle), 6481 nucleotides. RefSeq names its product general transcription factor IIIC subunit 1 (gene GTF3C1). The transcript has 36 exons. The record is from RefSeq and is a predicted model, not a curated record. Gene Ontology annotation, molecular function: DNA binding. Gene Ontology annotation, biological process: 5S class rRNA transcription by RNA polymerase III; transcription initiation at RNA polymerase III promoter. Lineage: Eukaryota; Metazoa; Chordata; Testudines; Emydidae. The coding region runs from base 16 to 6384 and encodes 2122 amino acids. Gene Ontology annotation, cellular component: transcription factor TFIIIC complex.